Molecule: messenger RNA, 2407 nt
Organism: Neltuma alba
Lineage: Eukaryota; Viridiplantae; Streptophyta; Magnoliopsida; Fabales; Fabaceae
Product: digalactosyldiacylglycerol synthase 2, chloroplastic-like
Exons: 6
Coding region: 335-1756 (473 amino acids)
Biological process (GO): galactolipid biosynthetic process
Cellular component (GO): chloroplast outer membrane
Molecular function (GO): digalactosyldiacylglycerol synthase activity
Source: RefSeq, a predicted model, not a curated record
GAAGCAAAGUAGCAAACACAACCACCAGAGAGUCAAAGAACGCCAGACGCAUGCCCAACCCAAGAGAGCAUAUUCUCUUUCUUCCUCACGUUCUCGAACUCUCUUGAGCUUGUUCCUUCGGCCUUCGCUUUCUCUCCAAGUUUCCACAAUCUAUUUCUCUUUCAAAAUCACUUACUUGGUCCAUCUUCUUGUUCUUUUCGGUUAUGAUCUUCAAGAACUCUUCAAGACAUUUUGUUUUAAAGGGCAGCAUAGCCAAACAGCCGCUGAGUUGAAUUGGCAUCAUUCUUAUUGUGGGUUUCACACACAAAGGAGCUGGGAAGUAUGAUGAGAUUUCAUGUCUAAAGCUAAUAACUUAAUGGAUAGGAAACGGCAUAUUUCAAUUUUCACUACUGCCAGCCUUCCAUGGUUGACUGGUACUUCUGUGAAUCCUCUGUUUCGCGCGGCAUAUCUUUCUAAAGAUGGUAAAAAUGACGUCACUUUGGUGAUCCCUUGGAUAUCUUUCAAAGAUCAGGGUCUAGUGUAUCCAAAUAAUAUCACAUUCACUUCACCUUUAGAGCAAGAGAAAUAUGUCCGCUGUUGGCUUGAAGAGAGGAUUGUGUUCACAUCUUGUUUCAGUAUACGGUUCUAUCCUGGAAAGUAUUCUAGAGAUAAAAGGAGCAUCAUUGGAGUUGGAGAUAUUUCAGAAGCUAUCCCUGAUGAAGAGGCAGAUAUUGCUGUUCUGGAGGAGCCUGAGCACCUGACAUGGUUUCACCAUGGGAAAAGAUGGAAGAAUAAAUUCCAGUUAGUUAUAGGUAUUAUUCACACAAACUACGUGGAAUAUGUGAAGAGAGAGACUGAAGGAACAAUGCAAGCAUUUUUGCUCGAACAUAUAAAUAAAUGGCUUGUUGAUAUUUACUGUCACAAGGUUAUUAGACUUUCUGCUGCUACCCAGGAUUAUGAUGGUUCCAUUAUAUGUAACGUCCAUGGAGUGAACCCCAAAUGCCUUGCCAUUGGUAAGAAAAAGAUGGAACAACUGCAGAAUGGAGGUCAUGCCUUUACGAAAGGUGCCUACUAUAUUGGGAAGAUGGUAUGGAGCAAAGGCUACAAGGAGCUGAUCAGACUUCUCAGUGACCACCAAAAUGAUCUUGUAGGACUUGAGGUUGAUUUGUUUGGCAGUGGAGAAGAUUCAGAUGGAGUUCAAGAAGCGGUGAAAAACUUGGAACUGAUAGUUAGAGUUCACCCAGCACGUGAUCAUGUAGAUCCUAUAUUUCAUGAUUACAAAUUGUUUCUGAAUCCAAGCACAACAGACGUGGUUUGCACAACGACAGCAGAAGCUUUAGCAAUGGGCAAAAUUGUUGUAUGCGCCAACCAUCCCUCAAAUGACUUCUUCAAGCAGUUUCCAAACUGCAAGACAUAUGAUGACAGCAAUGGGUUCGUUAAAGCAACAGUUGAAGCACUAACCGAAGACCCUGCGCUACUUACUGAUGCUCAGAGAUAUGAGCUGUCCUGGGAGGCUGCCACAAAACGGUUUCUUGAUGCUGUUGAGUUGGACAAUCAUUUUGCCAGAAAAUUUUCGGAGAGUUCUUCUAGAAAAUGUAUGUCUGCAUCUUCAUAUUUGCAAAGAAAAGUGCAAGAUACAUCAGCAUGUCUUCAUCAAGCAGUUUCAGGGAGUGAAGUUUUUAGAAGACUAUUUGGAGCAAUUCCGGGUAGCUUGCAACCUGAUGAAGAGUUAUGCAAGGACCUUGGCUUAGCUAUUCAUCCAAAGAAGCAAAGGUGAAAUUAAUGUUGGAAUAUAUGGAGAUCAUUUUAAGUUGCCCGUGCCCUAGAGGUGCGGAAUGGUUUUUAGAUGCCAAGGAUCCCUUUCUUGUCACUCAGGAGAAGAUCUAUUGCCUGGAAAUUUAAUCUGUACAGAAGGCAGGAUUGAUCCACGGGCAACAUUGCUGAAACAAAGCUUUUGUAACUAUACAAGCAUGGAGAUUUAGGUGGUCAGAUUCGUUUGAUGUUGUCUUUCCUGUGAACACAAUAGUAUAAACUGCACCUUAUGUUCUAAACUGUGAUGGGGGUAUGUCUGCUUGCGCUGUAAGCCAGCAGUGGACUGAUGAACGCGGGGAAGAAAUGGAUCUAAUCAAUUGGUUUCUUUCCUGGCCAGUCUUGUGAAGUUGUGACGUCAUUGUUAGCAAGGACAAUAUGCGACAUGCGUUAUGCAAUAACCAAUGUAUACAAUAACACAGGUUUAACUCCAACCAAAAUGUUGAAUAUGUUACGGAAAUAGAAAGAUCUCUUGAUUUUUGACAGUGGGAAGUUUGCUUUUGGUCCAAUUCUGGACUUGUGGUUGAGAAAGCGAAUAUUCAUUGUUAUUAUUUUCAUCUUUAUCUCAAAUAUGAAAUACAAAAAGUGGAACGAAAAAACGCCGGGUUCAAACUCUGUA